GGGGUGGACGGGUGCCAGGGUGUGGGGAGCGGCAGCCGAAGGUGCCAGGGACACCGGGCACCCAUCCACCGGGCACCCAUCGAGGUGGCUGUCCCUCCAGCAGCAGGUUCGGUGUAGCAGUGAUCAUCCGCUCCUUCCAGUCACUGUGGGCAGCCGGCUGCAUUUCACCCUUCUGCACGGCAAAUUCUGCUUCUUGUUGCACUCCCCUGAACGCACUCCUCGUUUGGUCAUUCUUAGCACGUCCGUCUGUAAGUUCCCUAAAACUUUAACGAAAAGCGGGUUCGGCCUUUCUCCAACCGGAGCACAACCAGAUUCAGCACCACAAAAUGUCAGGAUAGAGAAAAAAAAAACAACAGAAACCCUUGACCCCAUAAAUCUGUGCAGCAAACCAUCAGACUGGCGCAGUCCUGCCUGAACAUGUACCCAGCUGCUGGGCUCUAUGGACCUCUGGUCCCCAGGAGAUUUGUGACCCCUGCAGAAGCCUUCGCACUACCUCCCAUUCAGAUGCACAACUUUUCUAGCAGGCCCCUGACCAUAGUCAUGACAGAGGCGGACAAUUCCCAAGAAGGAAUAAGGAAACAUACUGAGUACCAUCAUUUCUACGGGACACCGUAUUUCUAUCCAUAUUGGUACAUGCCACCUGCAAACCCGGCAGCGUACAUGUACCCACUGUACUACCCACAUAAUGGUUAUUUCCCCCAACAGCAGAUGCUCGGUAUGGCUGGCUGGCCUGAAGGAUUUAGCAUGAAGGGAGAGUUGCACUGGGGUAAGAUGGAACGUGUUUUCGGACCCAAGAGGGAACUGCCCGACUUCGUCCAGGACGAACUGCGGAGGGUCUACGGCACGUACCCCAAAACAAUUGUCACCGUGACCUACCAGAAUGGGGAGUACCUGGUGAAGGGUGACCCCAAAGUUGGGGAGCAGAAGUACAAGGUGGAAAAGAAAGUCAUCAGGAGGCCGCCUACUCCCAGCGACGAGGAAGGCGACAGUAUUAGUGAAGUGGUGGAGAAGCGUAAAAGGAGAUCGAAACGCUAACUGCGUUUCCAUAGUACAUUAUAUAAAGCAAUGAGCACUAUUAGUGAGAGGUUUGUUUGCAUUCAAAGCACUGAGCUAAUAUGUAACUCGUUCAAGUACAAACCCGUUUCCAUCUGUUUCAGAUGAAGUUACAUUGUUUCGCCAUUGUGAGAUUUGAACUCUUGAUCUUAGGGUUACAAACCCAGUACCAUAACCACUUGGCUAAUUAGGCCAAGCAGCACUGAGCUAAUACAACGCUGGAAUGCAGUGAAUCAUAAUGAGGACAUAAUGGGUGAUCAAAGAUGUGGGGGUGUGCUUGAGAUCCCAGGUUAUUUUGGGCUUAUCAAGUACAGAUGUGGCUACAGUGCCUGUUUGUACACAAACUCCAAAGCAACCAUAUCAGCAAUGCACCCCCUGGAAAACUGUAAUUUUAUGUAAUUUAUUUGUUAAUAUAUAAUAAUCCUCAAGUUGAUAAUAUUUGGAUGACUACAGUUUAUUGAAAUCGGGGUCAAGGCUGCAACAGUAAUAGUAACACUCACAAUUAUUACCUUCAGAAGAGCGUGCUGUAACCUCUUAAAAAAAAAGCUAAAAUUACAGGAAAAUCUGAAAUUAGAACAGAACAUGCGGGAAACACUCAGCAGCUCAGCCAACAUCGGUGGAGAGAGAAACAGAGUUAACGGCUUCCGAUCAAAACCACUAUUUUCCGUUUGCUUUCCUGAUUUCCACCAUCUGCUCUAUGUUGCUUUUGAGUUACCAUUGUGUGAUUCUAUGAUUUUAUUACUUUGUGGUGUUGUAACCUCUUUGAAAGCAACAAGCCAAUAUCCCCUUUAUAUUUGCUGACUGGGCCCUUGUGUACUCCCGGCAUUUCCCGGCCUUCAUUUCAGGUUUGCAGCUUUGCCUAUUGAUAUUACAAAGAUGCCAGCAAUUCUGACUAGCAUCAGAGGUGGCUCUUUAAGCCCCCACCUCUCGACUGUUGGCCAAAAGAUGCACCAAAUACUGGGACUAAUUCCUCAGGUUUGAGGGACCUUCACUAGUAUCAUGAACAAAAACACAGUCGCUGUCCAUCUUUCACUGAAGCCCUUUGAAUGACUUAUUGGCAUUGAUGACAGACUAUUUGAAGAGUAUGAUACCUGGCACCUCUGGUAUGAAUGGCACCAGUCAGAAACACACUGCUCACAGAUGGUCAGAAUCAGUGAAGAGUUGAGUACAAAACUUUUGCCAACUUCCAACAUAAAAUUACAACCAUGUCUUGGUACACUGGAAACGCAACAAGAAGCAGAACUUAAUUUUUGGUUCUAAACGAACCAGAAAAACCUGCAAGGUGCACUGCAGGAACUCAUUAAGGCCCCUUAGACAACACCUUCCAAACCCACGACCUCUACCACCUAGAAUGACAAGGGCAGCAGACACAUGGGAACAUCGC
Messenger RNA from Carcharodon carcharias (great white shark), 2437 nucleotides. RefSeq lists its product as uncharacterized. Lineage: Eukaryota; Metazoa; Chordata; Chondrichthyes; Lamniformes; Lamnidae. Bases 418 to 1035 code for a protein of 205 amino acids. The transcript is spliced from 2 exons. The record is from RefSeq and is a predicted model, not a curated record.